Messenger RNA from Rotaria sordida, 1502 nucleotides. The record is from the annotation of a GenBank genome assembly. NCBI's taxonomy places the organism in Eukaryota, Metazoa, Rotifera, Eurotatoria, Philodinida, Philodinidae.
CAUUGACAGGUCCUGCUGGAAAUAUAGCACCUGGCUUAGAAUUCGACUCUAGAUAUCAUGCUCAUAUUCAUGAAGAUUACAGAAAUGGGCAUGCUUUGUGUAAUGAUCUACUGACGAACUAUGCCUCAUAUUUUCUCUCCAUCGAUGGAGGUACCAUCAAAAAAGCCAGUGGUUGGAGUCCUGGCUAUACAUUAUCAACUGCACUUCUUCAAAUUGUCACAUUUUUUGCAGAUCCUGAUUUUAGUUUUAAUCCCCCAUCAGAAAGUAUUGCUAAUCUUCGUCAUAUGGUAGAAAAGUUCACAUGUGCAACAUGUGGUCAUUCUUAUGGUAAUCCAAACCCGGCUAUAGUCGAUUAUAAUGAAAUAAAGUCAGAUAAACAACAAACAAAAGAAGAAAUUAUAUCGAAAGAAGAAGAAGAACUAAUGAAAUCUGAACGUGAACGUUUACAAUUUCAGCGUGAAUUAGUAGAAAAAUUAACGUGUGGUGUAACAAAACAAAAUGUCAUAGAAGAUAAAAUUUGUCUUGGUUAUCCGUUAUUGAUUACACGUGAUAAUCGUGGUCGAUUAUGGCCAGAAAUCGUUUUGGAACUCAUCUCUUAUGAUGCAUAUGUUGCAGAAAUACAGAAAUCUGGUGAAGACAAAUUAGAUUUUUAUGAACGUUUGAAAUUUCGUUCUGUCACAGGAGCAGAUUAUAAUCAUUGGUUACCUUUGUAUAUUAAUGUUAAUCAUUUUAUGCAAGGACAAACAAUUAUUCAAAAUAGUAUUAGUGUUAUUUAUAAUGGUACUGCUCAAGGUAGUGCAAGAUAUGAUUUCAAACCAUACAUGGCAUUGAGUGUCUUGACUACUUUAAUGAAUAAAUCAGCUGUUCGAUUAUUUAAUGGUGAAAUGUAUGAAUCAAAACAAGCAAUAGAAGCUUAUUGUCAUUUUUUACAUUUAUUGAUGCAUUUUAUUGGUAUUUUUCCUGGAUUAGAGAAUAGAAUUAAUAGGAAUGUGGAAAUGUUUAUAACAGCAUUACAUAAUCGUAAUAAAAAGGUAGUACCUGAUAUUGGUGAAUUUUUGAUACAAAUUGCAUUAUCAACAAAAUAUAAAUUUAAUGAUAUUAAAAAUUAUCUUUACAAAGAAUAUUUUGCUCGACAAAUCUUUUGGAUUAGAAAAAACAGUACAAUCCAAAAUUUAUUAGAUAUAACAACAAAAGAUUUGCCUGAGAUAUUUCAAGCAGUAAAAGUAUCAAAUCAUCUGUUAGUAUUCAAUCUGGAAAUGGCUGAAACAUUCAUUUUUCCAGGUGUCAAAGAACAUUUAGAUCGAUUACAUGGAUAUCCACCUGCUAUUAUUGUAGAAAAAUUUCAACAACGAUUAAAAGCCAUCAAAGCAAUAGAUCGAUAUAGUGUAUUGAUGCAAGCCAUACGAUUGAAUGAUAAGAUCAAAUCACCGGAUGAUAUGAUUGAUUUGAUAAGACGUUCUAUACAUGUAUCAAAUCAACAAGGUUAUACCAAUAUAUUAUAG